Symbiodinium sp. CCMP2456 is the source of this 3145-nucleotide messenger RNA. Lineage: Eukaryota; Dinophyceae; Suessiales; Symbiodiniaceae. The record is from the annotation of a GenBank genome assembly.
GUACAACGGCCCAGCCGGUGAUCUCGCGACCAUCUCCGAGCCGCUGCUCAGCGCCGCGGCGCAGGAGAUCGAGGAUAGCAGCUUCCUCCCGGGCUAUCGCCUUAAGCUGCACUUGGCGGAUGGCGAGUGCUCCGGGCAGAUUGCGACCCGUCGUGUGAUCGAAGCGUUCAGCGAGGGCCAACCCAAGCACGCCGUGCUUGGCGCAGCAUGCAGCGGUGCAUCAGAGGCUGUGAACGAUGCGCUUUACUACUACAAGGUGCUGCAGGUUUCCCCGUCGUCGACCUCGGUGAGCCUCAGUGAUCGCGCUCGUUUUCCUUUCUUUACCCGUAUGGCGCCUUCCUAUCGCUUCAACGUCUACGCCGUCUUCGACGUGUUGAAGAUGUUCAACUUCCAAAGAGUCGGAGUGGUUCAUGGGCCACUGAGUAUCAGCGUCCUUGCUCGGGAUUUUUUCAUGGAGCUCGUGCAGCGGGACCUGGAUGCGGGUACCUACUCCUGGACCGUUCUUCUUCGGAAGCAGGUUCAGGACCUGGAGACGGCUUCUGAAGCGGCUGACCUGGUGCAGAAGCGCGAUGCCCGCAUCAACCUGAUGGCUCUUUACGAGAACGAUGGAGUCGUUCUACUUUGCCAAACCUUCCGACGAGGGAUGUUUUCGCCCGACUACGUCUGGAUGCUUUCAUCCGGCUGGUGGAAUCAGAAUUUUGCCGUCCGCCUCGCCGGAACGGCGAGCUGUCCAUGCACGGCAGAUGAGGUGAUCCAGGCUGGCUAUGGCCUCAUGGCUUUUGACAUGGGUCCCAUGAUGAACACAAACGACGUGCACGGUCUUUCCGGAAGAACGCUGUCAAGCAUCUACUCCGGCUACCUCAAUGAUUGCGCCGCCUUCGGCAACGGGCCCUAUAGCGAGCUGAACAGCGACUUCUCUCGCGAGUCUUUGUACAACAUCUCCUUGCAGCAGGAUUAUAUGGGAGCCACCGGACGGGUCCGCAUUUUCAACGAUGUGGAGCCCACGACCAUCCCACCCUCAUACGGAGACCGAGAGGGGAACAUCCUGAUGAGGCAGAUCGUCGGCACCACGGCCCAGCCGCUGGAGCAGCUGGGCUUCUGGUCGGCUGCAGGCAUUCUAUGGCUGACGGACCUCGUUUGGAGCCAGACAAACAGCAGUCAGAUCGUUGCUUGCAGCAGCGGCACCUGCGACAUGUCGACAGCGUUCAUCCCUCGAGAUCGCAGUAGCCAGUGCCCCGCCGGGAGCACGUGGUCCAACGAGCUCGGAUGCGGGGACUGUCCGACGGGUCGCUUCGCCGCGCUUGGAAUGACAGAAUGUGAGUCCUGCGCUCUGGGAUCCUUCAGCAACGAGAGCGGCUUGCCGGCGUGCUUCCUCUGUCCGGCAGGUAGCGUCGGCGAAGCUCAGGGAGCAGAAGAAUGUACUGUUUGCCACGAAGGCUUCUUCAUGAAUGAGUCUGGCCAGUCUGCCUGUCUCAAGUGCAACGAAGGCACGUACUCUGACGACUCUGGGCUGACCCAGUGCCGUGACUGCCCGGCCGGCCGCACCACCAACUACAAGGGAGCUUUGGAUGCACAGGCCUGCACCUGCAACGGCGACCUCUGGCAGGGCCAAUGCAUCCGCUGCUUGGACACCACCAGAUUCGAGCUCGGCACGUGCGUCACGUGCCAAGAAGGACUUGUGUGUGAUGAAGGCAAGCAGCCAGAACUCCUUCCAGGCUACUACACGACGCCCGAAGCGCCGUACGAUGUCUACAAAUGUCUCCCUGCGGACAAAUGCCCUGGCGCGACGCCAGGCGCUUGCAACGGCGGGCGCGUGGGCGUCCCCUGCACUCAGUGCCCGGAUGGCUUGUCUCUGGAAAACGGUGUGUGCUCCGCCUGCGCGAGUCUCAGCACACCAGGUUGGGUCGUGUCGAUUCUGAUCGGCAUGGUUUGUUUGGUAGCGUGCUACUACCUUAUGAACUCGGCAGCCACCGCGAAAGCAAGCAUGAUGCUCGCCACAACUUGCGUCCUUGCGAUGACGAUCAGCAUGCUCCAAAGCGUGGGCAUUGUGGGAAUGAUCUCAUUCGAGUGGCCCAGCGAGCUUGCCUGGGUCUUUGACGCCAUGAACUUUUUCCUGCUGGACGUUGACUCACUUGGUUUUGACUGCGUGGCCGGCAGCCCUAUCAAUCGGUAUGCCUUCAGCGUUGCUGCUUUGCCCUGCGCACUCCUCUGGCUCAUCACGGCGGCUGUGCUUAGCCGUGUCCUUCCCUUCAUCCCUCGACAUCGCCGGUUCGAGAUCCCUAAGACGAUCAGCACCAUGGGACAGGUGGUGCAGGUGUCCUUCACCAUCGUCAGCAAGAUCGCGCUGGAGCCCAUGAUGUGCUACAGCCACCCCAACGGCAAGCACGGGCUGCUAAAGCACAAUGGCAUCUUCUGCUUCGACAGCCCGGAGCAUACAACUAUGUUCUUCUUGGGAGUGAUCUUGCUCACCGGCCUCAUCAGCUUCUAUGCCCUGGCGGUGUUUGGCACCGUGCAUGCUCCCCGGGCCGCCAAGAAGGGCCAAGCUGGUUUUCUCCAGUGCAUCCGAUUCCUCAUCGCGCGCUUCCGCGUGGACUUCUGGUGGUACGGAACCUUGGUGCUGCCGCGUGGCCUUAUGCUUUCUCUCUCCAUUGUCCUGGCUGCUGACUACCCGUAUGUUCAGAUGCUCCUCAUCGUAUUCAUCAUCCUGACGUACAUGGUGGUGCAGCUUAUCGUGUGGCCGUGGAAGCUCCCAGCCCUCAAUCUUUUCGAUGGCCUCGUCAGCGUCUGCCUCAUCAUGAUGAUGUCUACCAUGGGAGCCUUCACACCCGAGUUGCCACUGGAGCUGCGUGAGAGUCUUACGAGCGUGUCCCUUGGAAUCAUGGUGAUGAUGCAAGUGGUCGUGGUUUUCAUGGUUGGCGUGACUGUGAUGGCCAUGUUCUAUCGCCAUGCCCUGGGAGGUGCCAAGGAGUCGGUGAUCCUCGCUCUUGGCAAAGUUCCCCACACGGAGGUCCUGGCGCAGAAGCUGACGCACUUCGGCGCCUCCCUGAAGGAUCUCCCGCAUCUAGAGAUGGUGCGACUCCUCGAGAACCUCUCCGUCUAUGACCUGCGAAUGACCCACAAUGUGAUGACAGCGGUGGGCGCUGAG